GGAAUCUACUUCGCUAUGCUUCUAGCGGGUGUCGGUUUUCUUUUGCCAUACAAUAGCUUUAUCACGGACGUUGAUUACCUUCAUCACAAAUACCCAGGGACCUCUAUCGUGUUUGACAUGAGCCUGACCUACAUUUUAGUAGCCUUGGUUGCGGUCAUUCUCAACAACGUCCUGGUCGAAAUGUUGAGUCUUCACACCAGGAUCACCGUGGGUUAUCUCUUCGCUUUGGGUCCUCUUCUCUUUGUGAGCAUCUGCGACGUGUGGCUCGAUCUCUUCUCCCAGCGCCAAGCUUAUGCGGUCAAUCUUAUGGCGGUGGGCGUGGUGGCCUUUGGUUGCACAGUGCAGCAAUCCAGUUUCUAUGGUUACACCGGGAUGCUACCGAAGCGGUACACUCAAGGAGUGAUGACGGGAGAAAGUACUGCUGGGGUCAUCAUCUCCUUAAGUCGCAUCUUCACCAAGCUUCUUCUGUCUGAUGAGAAGGAGAACACCAUGAUCUUCUUCUGCAUCUCCAUUGGCCUGGAGCUCUCUUGCUUCCUCCUCCACCUCUUGGUGAAGCGCACCUUCUUCGUCAGGUAUUACACCUCCCGAUCCCAGAAGAGGGCCUCUGAGUUGAAAGAGCCGAUGGACAAUGGCACCGGAUACAGGGUCCACCACGACGUCACAGCAGAAGACAUCCGCUUUGAGAAUCGGCCUCCCAGAGAAAACGCAUCUCCUCCCGACACCUUUGGGGAUGCUGGGGAUCUGGCUGGCAGUGGCGCCUACGUUAGAUUUGACGUCCCUCAAGCGGAAAUCAAACGGAGUUGGCCGAGCUUCAGAGACAUGAUGCUCCAUCGCUACGUCGUCUCGCUCGUGAUCUGGACCUACAUGCUCUCCAUCGCUGUGACUUACUUCAUCACCCUCUGCCUCUUCCCUGGGCUGGAAUCGGAGAUCCGGAACUGCACUUUGGGGGAAUGGCUCCCCAUCCUCAUCAUGGCCGUCUUCAACCUCUCUGAUUUCGUGGGCAAGAUUUUGGCGGCGUUGCCGUAUGACUGGAGGGGAGUCCACCUCCUUCUCUGCUCCUGCCUGCGAGUGGUCUUCAUCCCGCUGUUUAUCCUCUGCGUCUACCCCAAUGGGAAGCCCACCUUUAGCCACCCAGCAUGGCCCUGCAUCUUCUCCCUCCUGAUGGGCAUCACCAACGGCUACUUCGGCAGCGUCCCCAUGAUCCUGGCGGCCGGGAAAGUCAGCCCUGAGCAGCGGGAAUUGGCGGGUAACACCAUGACGGUCUCCUACAUGACGGGGCUGACCCUGGGCUCCGUGGUAGCCUACUCUGCCUACAGCCUGGCCAGCACUUCUCCCAGUCCCUGUCUCUACCCAGGGAACUACACGGCCUCGGUUCUAGAUGGGAACUGACCGGACAAUGAAUGGAGCACCAAUGCCUAGGAGCGCCAGGCAAGAUGGCAGGGUAGGGGGAAGAGAGCCCGUGACUCGAUGCCUGCUGCGGGCACAGCCCUAGAUCCUUCUGGAUCCGCAUGGAAAACCCCAAGCCACGUCUUUACCCAAUGACCAUGUGUAUGAUACCCAUACCCAUCCUUGCGUGGGUAUGACCCAUGUGGCUAUUCUGCUGCGCAGGUUGGGCGCCGUUCCUGUUCUUUUCCAAUCAGAUUUCGGGCCAGGACGUUUCUUUCUCCAGUGGAUAGUUGCGUGUCCUCUACAGCUGUCCCCAGCAGCCCCCAAAUCCAUCGGUCAGAAUAGCAUCUUACCCAUUGUCACGAAGGAGACAUCCUUUAGCUGUCUCUUGCUCAGUUGUUUUAUUUUAUUUUUAAUAGCUGCUCGGUUAACACGCGUCCGUCUCCGAUAAAAAGGUGAAUUCCCAGACUUUGAGGCAGGCUAAGGGAGAGGGAUUUUUGCACAGCUCGCUGGGAUUUUAGGGAGCAAAGGAGAAAAUGGGUUGAAAAAUUUUUGGAGGUUGAAUCGUAUCAACUGGACUUAUUUUCCUUGUUAGGUUAAUGAAAACAAGGACUAGGGGGGUGACAUGAUCCAGGGUCUGAGGAGCUGCCCCAAAGAAGAGGCAGUCAAGCUAU
Thamnophis elegans (Western terrestrial garter snake) is the source of this 2060-nucleotide messenger RNA. RefSeq names its product solute carrier family 29 member 4 (gene SLC29A4). Gene Ontology annotation, molecular function: nucleoside transmembrane transporter activity; monoamine transmembrane transporter activity. The record is from RefSeq and is a predicted model, not a curated record. Bases 16 to 1389 code for a protein of 457 amino acids. NCBI's taxonomy places the organism in Eukaryota, Metazoa, Chordata, Lepidosauria, Squamata, Natricidae. Gene Ontology annotation, biological process: nucleoside transmembrane transport. Gene Ontology annotation, cellular component: plasma membrane. The transcript has 9 exons.